Racocetra persica is the source of this 482-nucleotide messenger RNA. The record is from the annotation of a GenBank genome assembly. Lineage: Eukaryota; Fungi; Glomeromycota; Glomeromycetes; Diversisporales; Gigasporaceae.
AAAUAUCUGGUCAAAAUAUUUCUAUUAUUCAUGAAGAUGGAUCAAACAUAACAAGCCCAAUUGAAGAUAUUAUCCAACAAUCAACAGAAAGUAUUGUUGAGUAUAAUAAUCUAUAUGAAAAUUUUAUUAAUAAUGAAGAAUGGGAUACAAUGCUUCAAAAUUUUGAACUUCCUGAAAUACCAAAUAUUCAAGAAAAUGUUGAAAUAACAGAAGUUCUCUUAGAAGAAAACACUCAUGAAAUAGAGGAUAGAGUUCAAAUGAAUUCUCCUUAUCAAGGUACUGAUGAAAUACAAAUUUUUGAUACUAUUAUCACAAAAAUUCAAGUUUUUGGAAAAAAGAAAAACAAACGUAUAUCAAGAAUAGAAGCUCUCUUUUAUCUUGAACAAUUGAGAGAAAGAAAUAGAAAUAAUAAACGUAUAGCUCGAUAUAUAUGUACUCAGUUAACUCAUUUGUUUGGAGAAACUAAAGCCUAUCGAUUAUAG